Messenger RNA from Glycine soja, 2143 nucleotides. Its product is annotated as DNA cross-link repair protein SNM1. The coding region runs from base 106 to 1623 and encodes 505 amino acids. Gene Ontology annotation, molecular function: 5'-3' DNA exonuclease activity; damaged DNA binding. Lineage: Eukaryota; Viridiplantae; Streptophyta; Magnoliopsida; Fabales; Fabaceae. The transcript is spliced from 10 exons. The record is from RefSeq and is a predicted model, not a curated record. Gene Ontology annotation, biological process: interstrand cross-link repair; protection from non-homologous end joining at telomere; double-strand break repair via nonhomologous end joining.
AAUAGAUGACCCUAAUUAAAAUCUCGUUAAUUUUCCCGCUGGUUCAUUUUAAAAAAACCCAAAUAGCCAUUCAAUUUCGAGGCUUUACGCGCCGUUUCGAAAGCGAUGACGCUAUCCACCGCGCCCUCACCGCCACCGGCAUUAGAAGAGGAGCCGUUACCUCACGACGGCGACGAUUACCACGGCAUCGUUUCACUGGACGACGAGGGUUUCCCGUCGCAAUUCCCCGAAUCAGGAACGGCGUCGGAAAAGAGCAGUUUCGCCGCGGAUUUCUAUCGCAGCGGAACCGAUUGGUCCUCGCUGUUGUUGUCGCUGGAAGAUAGUAAACAGAGCGAUUUAGCGCAAGAUUCGGGGAAGAAGAUGAAGCAGGCCAAUCUGUUCCAGAUUUGGGGGUUUAAAAGAAACGACGCCAUUGGUUCAGUUGAAUCUGGUCCCAGUAAAAGUGGUUGUUGUGACGACGGAGGUGGUUCUUCUGAGAGGAAGAUUGUGAAACCUGAAAAUCGGUGUUCGAUUUUUCCCGACACAGGGAAAGAGUUCGAGAACGCGAAAUCUUCUCGCAAGAGAAAGGGUUCCUGUGGUGAAAAUAGGGUUACACGUUCCUGUCCCUUUUAUAAGAAAAUGCCAGGGACAAUGUUCACUGUUGAUGCUUUUCGUUAUGGGUGUGUUGAAGGGUGCUCAGCAUAUUUUCUUACUCAUUUCCAUUGCGAUCACUAUGGUGGCCUUAGCAAGAAAUGGUCACAUGGCCCUAUAUAUUGCUCUCCUCUCACAGGAAGGCUCGUUCAAAUGUGUCUCUCGGUAAAUCCUUUGUAUAUCCACCCUUUGGAAUUUAAUGAGGAACAUGUGAUUGAUGGUGUCAAAGUGACUUUGUUAGAAGCUAAUCACUGCCCUGGUGCAGCUUUGAUUCACUUUAACCUACCAAAUGGCCAACGCUAUUUGCACACUGGAGAUUUUAGAGCAUGUAAACUAAUGCAAGCUUACCAUCUUCUUGUAAAUCAACGUGUGAAUGUACUUUAUUUGGAUACCACAUAUUGCAACCCAAAAUACAGGUUCCCUUCCAAGGAAGAAGUACUCAAUUAUGUUGUCAAAAUCACAAAGAACCACCUCAAAAUUCAUCCUAGAACUUUAGUGGUUGUUGGGGCAUACAGUAUUGGCAAAGAAUGUGUAUAUCUUGCAAUUUCUAAGGCUCUUGGGGUUAAAAUUUAUGCAAAUGCUUCAAGAAGACGGAUUUUGCAAGCUUUUGGUUGGCCUGACCUUUCAGAUAAACUCUGUACAAACGGAAACAACACACUUCUCCAUGUUCUGCCGAUGUCAUCUUUAAGAGUUGAGACCUUAAAGGAUUACUUGAAGACCUACAAGGAGCAAUUCACAGCAAUUUUGGCAUUUCGUCCUACAGGUUGGACUUUCAGUGAGAAGAUAAGCAACGAUCUGGAACUAAUUAAACCUGUUUCUAAAGGAAAUAUUACGAUAUAUGGGGUUCCCUAUAGUGAGCACUCCAGCUUCUCAGAACUGCAAGAUUUUGUUCAGGUUUUGAGGCCUGACAAGAUAAUUCCAACUGUGAAUGUUGGAAAUGCUGCUAAUCGAGAAAAGAUGCAAUCCUACUUUCGAGAUUGGUUGAAGGGCUAAAUUCUCUGGGUCUCUGCUAUUCCUGAAAGAGAUUGAACUUUUUAUCUGAGAUUACCAUUAUAAAACCAAUUUGCAAGGACUCAACAUUUCUUGCUGUGCGCUGAAGGUUGAGCCCCGGUAUGGUUCCCAUUUGUUGCCACUAAAAAUAUCCCUGCAAGGUCCUAAUGCAGGGCAUGCCACAAUUUUAUGACAACCAAAAUAGGGAAAAAUAGAAGGAGAUUCCGUGCCUUCUGAUAUUGUCUUCUGUGUACCUUAGCAACUGCCCAUUUUGAACAUUGAUGUUUAACAAAUAGCAGUGAAGUUUCCUAUUUUUUAUCCCGCUUAUAAAUCAAGUAAUUAUUGUUGUUUUAUUCCGUAGGACUUGGUUAUAUCGAGUAGAGGGCUUUUGCUAAAGCUUCAUGUAGGUAUUUUUAUUCCUUCCUUUGUAGUAUGUUGGUAGUAGUUAAGCUACCUGUACGUUGGAGAAAAAUAUCGUACGAUUAUAACACAUUUAAUAUCGAUUUGCAUUUGGUGAAAUCAA